This is a messenger RNA of Aspergillus neoniger CBS 115656, 1428 nucleotides long. Its product is annotated as SDR family oxidoreductase. The coding region runs from base 80 to 973 and encodes 297 amino acids. Gene Ontology annotation, biological process: triglyceride catabolic process; phosphatidic acid biosynthetic process. The transcript is spliced from 6 exons. Gene Ontology annotation, cellular component: lipid droplet; endoplasmic reticulum. Gene Ontology annotation, molecular function: acylglycerone-phosphate reductase (NADP+) activity; triacylglycerol lipase activity. The record is from RefSeq and is a predicted model, not a curated record. Lineage: Eukaryota; Fungi; Ascomycota; Eurotiomycetes; Eurotiales; Aspergillaceae.
AUUUUGUGACAGAUCAUUAAGAUACAUCAGAUCCCGCACCUUCGACAGUCAUUCUCCAUCGGCCCCGCUUUAAAGCACAAUGAGAGGAACCGAAGACGGACGGAAGUCUGUGCUGAUUACAGGAUGUUCUCCUGGCGGUAUUGGGAACUCUAUGGCCCGUGAGUUUCAUCGGAAUGGUCUGCGUGUGUUCGCUACUGCCCGUGAUGCAAAGACAAUCGAAGAUCUAUCGUCUAUUGGGGUCGAGACCUUGAGUCUUACUGUGGACGAUGAGGAAAGCGUCCGACGAUGCUUUGAAGAAGUGAAAGAAAAGCUUGGGGAGAAAGGACUGGAUUAUCUUGUCAAUAACGCUGGCCGGAAUUAUACUGUGCCAGCUAUGGAGGCAGAGCUCUCCGAAAUCCGUGACACGUUCGAAACAAACUUUGUCGCGGUUGUACACAUUUGCCAGACCUUCCUACCGCUACUUAUGAAGGCUAAGGGAACUAUUGUACAGAUUGGUUCUGUUGCUGGGGUUGUUCCCUACGUUUUCGGGUCCGUAUACAACGCCUCAAAGGCUGCCGUGCACUCGUUUAGCGAUGCUUUGCGCGUGGAACUAGCUCCGUUCGGUGUGCACGUCACUACCGUCGUUACCGGGGGUGUGCAAUCUCGCAUCGCCCGUGUCAAGCGUACUCUGGUUCCCGGCUCAAUCUAUGCACCAAUCGAGGACGAAUAUAACCGACGGGUGGUACAUAGCCAGGCUGGGGCCAUGCCAAACGAAGCAUACGCUCGCAGCGUGGUCACACAGGUCCUCUAUGGGUCUGCACCAUGGCGCUGGAUUUGGCCCUGGGCGCAAGGUCGGAAGAACUGGAUCUGGGAAGGUAACAAAAGCUGGUUGAUCUGGCUGCUUAUGGGAGGAUGGGCCUGGAACGGCCUGUCUGGGAAGAUUGUGACGAAGAUGUUCAAACUCAACAGACUUAGAAGAGCUGCUGGGAAAUGAAGGAAGAGGGGACGGUGUAAGGACGGAUGAAUCUGUUCUGCUGGAUGGGGUUCUCGUCGAUCCUUCGGGUCAUUCGGUCCAAGUGUAGUAUUAGCAUUUCAAAACACGGCGUUUUCUGGUUGGGAUGUCAUCUUCUCUGCUUGAACCGUUUGCUUGACAUCAGUAAGACUGGUCUUUCGACAUUGUAGGGAAAUAGAUGGUGCAUGCCGACGCCGUAAGACCGUUUAAACCAUUUGCCGUAUGCCCCCGGGCUAGGAGGACAAGCCGGCGGAUUCAGGGUUCGGGUUCGGGGCGAGGUGCCAGUAGAAGAACUAAGCUGCCCGAGAGGCAUAGUAACUUCACAAACGAAGCCGAGAUAUCAUGAUUUCCUCUGCACAAGACAUUUCUCACUGAUGUUGCCUAACGGGUUCGGAUCCAUGCUGACCGUCCCAAACAGGCCAUCGACGAGCUUCAGA